Exophiala viscosa is the source of this 1294-nucleotide messenger RNA. RefSeq names its product acyl-CoA N-acyltransferase. The transcript is spliced from 2 exons. Gene Ontology annotation, molecular function: acyltransferase activity, transferring groups other than amino-acyl groups. NCBI's taxonomy places the organism in Eukaryota, Fungi, Ascomycota, Eurotiomycetes, Chaetothyriales, Herpotrichiellaceae. The record is from RefSeq and is a predicted model, not a curated record. The coding region runs from base 1 to 849 and encodes 282 amino acids.
AUGGCGCCAACAGCAGAAGCGGCACCUAUCUCUUCAUCAGUACCACCUCCAAACACGGUCAACUACACGAUUAAGCGCGUCACCUCCGAGUCUGACAUUCCGGCACUUGCUCGACUAUCAGAUAUCGCCUUGAGACCGGACUCCUUGCAUAGAUUUGCGGAGCGUUACAAUCCUCCGGGCUUGUAUGAAGAUACUGUACAAAAAUUGACGAAUGCGUUGCGAGACACGAGAGGAUGGUGUCACCUAUUCAAAGCCGUCCUUGUGCCGGAAUCUGGUAGUGGUGGGCAAGACUCAGAUGCUGAAGAGAUCAUCGUGGGUCUCGCGCAGUGGAAAUUGGGGUACGCUGAGAUACCGAAAUUUGCUGCCUCCAGCACCGUGCAAAAGAGCGACAGUUCUGCACCAUCCGAACCAAGCAUAUCGGGUGUUGCUGUUGCAGAUACGAUGAGCCAAGGUCAUGCCACAGUCAGUCCCUCAGAAGACGCGGUUUCGAACGUGGUGUCGACGCACAAAUCGCCCGCUUCGAACCCCUGGGAGGACAGCGGUCGCAAGCUGUUCAGUUCAUACUCUACAAACAUCGGAGACCAAAGACAUUUGUAUUUGCACCGAUUGAUUGUCCAUCCAUCUUAUCAGCGCCAAGGGAUCGGACAGAAGCUCCUUGACUGGGGCAUCGAGGUUGCCGAUCGUGAGAAUGUUGUUUCAUGGCUCUUUUCGCGACCUGUAGCAUCAAAGCUGUACCUGCGUAACGGCUGGGAGGUUGUGGACAUAAUCGAGUAUAAUGUUCCCGAUGACGAUAUAGAGGUUGAGCCUGGCAUUGCCAUGUUGAGGCCGUCCAGUGGUCGGAACGAAUAGUGGUGCAUGCAUGUUCCUAUAUUGAGAGCAGAGACAACAGAAACAUGCUUUCUCGUCGCUGUGAGAAGAUUCCAUAAAGUGAGGCCGUAGCAACCACCUUUUCUGCCAAGGUCGAUAUUGUGCCACACCUCCCACAGUCAGACCACCUCGCCGCCUUGCGAAAACAGUCACCCAAGUAUACAAAAAAGUCUUAUAGAUCCAGGGUCGAACAAGAUCCGAAAGGGCAAAAAAACGACUUGCUCUGGAACCCAAGGGUGAUCAGUCCUUGAAGUCCAGGCAGCGAAACCCCCGCCUGCACAGCGCCAACCAUGGUCUCUGGCAGGGAUUUUUCCGAACGCCCGUUGUCGAGUUUCGCCAGCGUUAGGUUGUAGUCUGUCACGAGGGAAACACCUGCUUGAGCUGGCCUUCAACCAACUCUGCCAACUCGGUGUAUGGCUGUGAUAAG